AUGUCCCGGCAAUCGAUAUUCUCGAAUACUAUCCACUUGCGAGACUUUGUAGACAACGUCACAGACGACCCGAGCCGGCAAAACACGCCCAACUACGUGAAGAUCCAAGCCGAAAUCAACAUCUUCGAGGAGGACGGCUUCUAUAGUUUCGCCAUCGACGUCGAACCUAUCCGCGCCCGUAUACAUGCCUACCUGACCCGAGAAAAUCGAAGCCUCUACGUCCCUAAUACCUUCUUCUACGCCGACGGCUGCUUCUCCGCCACCCCGUCUGCCGAUGGUGCCCUGGAAAUUAGAGUCCAAGUCCUCAGUUCGUCUAACCUCUCAAGGCACCCGGGGGUCCCUUCCGACUUUGACGAGUAUCGCCGCCACUUGCCAGAACAGUGGUGCCCGAUGGUGGCUGUCAUCGGCUCUGUGUCGCCUCGCUCCGACAAUCCCUCCGACCCUUCGGAACCCCGCCGCUUCACCCUUGAAACGUCCGUCUACGACACCACAAAGGCUGCCCCGGUUCCCUUCUGGGUCGCCUGCUUCUUGCAAAAUACGAAGCGUUGGGAAAAGGUCAAGAUCCCUGUAGCGGGAGAUUUGCUUAGCAUCACCGCCAAGGUGGCUGACCGCACCACAGACACGAACCAGCUUGCCCUCCGCGUCCUCAAUCUGGCAUACUUGCCA
Messenger RNA from Ilyonectria robusta, 666 nucleotides. RefSeq lists its product as uncharacterized. The transcript has a single exon. Lineage: Eukaryota; Fungi; Ascomycota; Sordariomycetes; Hypocreales; Nectriaceae. The record is from RefSeq and is a predicted model, not a curated record. The annotation marks the transcript as partial.